This is a messenger RNA of Chelonus insularis, 2032 nucleotides long. RefSeq names its product CD2 antigen cytoplasmic tail-binding protein 2 homolog holn1 (gene holn1). Gene Ontology annotation, molecular function: protein binding. Bases 185 to 1249 code for a protein of 354 amino acids. Gene Ontology annotation, cellular component: U5 snRNP. The record is from RefSeq and is a predicted model, not a curated record. Lineage: Eukaryota; Metazoa; Arthropoda; Insecta; Hymenoptera; Braconidae. The transcript is spliced from 4 exons.
CAAACAUUUCCUUUCCCCUGUAUCUACGUUUACUUUACGUGUAAAAAAAUAUAACCUAUAAAAUUUGUAAUGUUUUCAUUUGCACGAAUACAAACGUUUAAGUAACAAUCGAUUCACUCUCUAAAGACAAACUAUCUUUAAUAGUUUCUAUUUGUGAAGAGAAGUAAUUUAGUGAAAAAUCUUUAUGCCGAAACGAAAAUUUGAAGAUAUUCUUACGGAGGAAAAAGUGUGGUCAGAAGCUCCAAUAAACAAAUCAACAAGUAUGGAUAAGAAGAAAAAUUCAUUAGACUCUGAUGAAGAAGACGAUGAUGCUAAUGAAGCUAAUUACAACGUUAUGCAUGAGAAUGACUUUGAAGGUGUUGAAGAAGGUCCAAUGUCUAAAGAAGCUAAAGUUGGAUUCACUGCAUUCAAUAUGAAAGAAGAAUUAGAAGAGGGGCAUUUUGAUAAAGACGGUCAUUAUCUCUGGGACAAGGAGAAAAAAAUUCGCGACAAUUGGCUGGAUAAUAUCGACUGGAUUAAAAUAGAACCUAGAACUGGAACUAGUGAAGAUAAUGCUAAUAAGGAUGGUGAUGAUAAUGGAGAGAAAGGAAUUGCUGAUAGUGAGAGUGAUGAUGAAGCUGAAAGCAAUUUGAACUUCAAUCCGACAGAAUUAUACAAGCAAAUAUUCGAAUAUUUAAAACCAGGAGAAACAGUUUCUAAAGCUUUGUGCAGGCUUGGAAAAGGAAAAAAGCCCAUUUCAUCAGCAGAACGAUGGAAGCGCAAAAAGGCAGGGUUAAGUGAAACUGAUGAAAAUUCAGAAAAAAUCAUAAAACUGACUGAGUUAGCUAAUACAUUAUUGACUCGCACUGGCAAUAUGGAUAUUUAUCAAGAAACUUACGAAGCGAUAAAGAGAAAAAUUGAAUCGGCUGAUAAUAAAUCACUUGCUGCGAAGCCAGCUGAAUUAGACAUGUAUUCUGAUGAUUUUGAUACAAAAGAGCAGAAUAAGCUAACUAAAAAUGAAGUGAAACCAAGUGGCGAAUCAUCGGGGAGCAAUAGCAUUCAAGAUCAAGAUAAUACAGAGAAUAUAGUGAAGUGGGAAUUGAAAUGGUCGCAGAAUGAUGAUGCAGAAAUAAAUGGUCCCCACACAACAGAACAAAUGUUCUCUUGGGCAAAAGAAGGUUAUUUCAAAAGUGGCGCGUGGGUGAGACGUGCUGGACAGGCUGGAGAAUUCUAUAGUGCUUCAAGAAUUGAUUUUGAAUUAUAUUUAUAAGCAUUAGCUUUACUUUAAAGUUAGAUUUAAGCUAUAUAUGGCACUGCGAUAAAUAAUAUUUUUUUUUCUAUUCUACUGUAAACUAGGCCGAAGUGCUGUAAGAUGUUCAAGAAGUUUGAAAGUUUUCUACCGGGUAAAAAAAAAUAUUUUUCCCUAGUGAAAUAAAUUCUCUACUUAGCUCUAAAUUUAAAUUGAGUCUAAUUUUUUAUAAAUAAAUAAAAAAUAAAGAGAAUGUCUUUUUAUAAUUAGUUAUUACGCUCUACAUGUUUGAAAAACAAUUUAUCAUUUUGGAGAUAAAAAUCAUCAAUAAACUAGAAAAACAAGGAAGUAGUAUACACAUAUUUUCCAACAGCAAUAAAUAAUUAUUACAACAGAUAUAAAAAAUUUAAAUACUAGAACACGUAUGAUAAUGUGUAAAAUAGUAUAUAACGAUUGUUCAUUAUGACCCUCUUAUAAAAUGCAUAAAUAAGUAAAGAACAAAAAUUAAAAUUCAAGUAUUUCAACAGGACGUUACUAACGAGCUGAAUGUGUAUACCAACACAGAGCAUUGAAAGAUUUUAUUUCACUAAUUUACAAUUCAUGAAAUAAACAUACGUUAUGUUUCGUAUGAUAAUGAAUUUGAAAAAAAAACUCACAUUCUAUUGUAUUUUCAUUGGGAGUAGGUAAAAUACUAAUUAGGCACAAUUUAUUAAGUAUAUUUUUAUUUCAAAAAACAUAACAUUAUUAUAAAUUAAUAAAUAAAUAUACUGUUUAUAAUACAAGUUGAGUUAUGUUAUAAAUUAU